Sitodiplosis mosellana (orange wheat blossom midge) is the source of this 2450-nucleotide messenger RNA. Its product is annotated as phospholipase B1, membrane-associated-like. The record is from RefSeq and is a predicted model, not a curated record. The transcript has 7 exons. Gene Ontology annotation, molecular function: glycerophospholipase activity. Bases 1122 to 2450 code for a protein of 442 amino acids. Gene Ontology annotation, biological process: phospholipid metabolic process. Lineage: Eukaryota; Metazoa; Arthropoda; Insecta; Diptera; Cecidomyiidae.
GUGUCUGUCUGAGUUAAUGAUUACCGAAGUGCGCGCUUUAAUCUGAUAUUCUCCAUUCACACUUGAUGAUUGCCGGUUUUUGAUUUCAAUUCGGCGGCUCCAUUUUGGAUACACAACUUUUGGACUAUUGACGCGAAAAAAAAAACUUUGAAGAUAAUUUCUUAAGUUUCAUUUUAUCACCCAAAGUUUUUUCUCUGUGUUCUUCUAUUUUCUCACAUUUAACUUCGUAUGAUUUGCAAUUAAUCAUGCUUAAUCAAGAGUAAUUAAUGCCGAUUUAUUUCUUUCGAAAGUUUAGAUUCAGGAUUCCAAUCAAAUUGCACUGAGAAAUAUCAACACUUUUUUUUCGCGAGCAUGUGAAUGACUCCAUUAGAAGUGAUGGCUUAUUUUUAAUGUCAUUGCCACGAUUUGAAGAGAAAAAAAAACAAGAUUAGAUUCCACAGAUGAACAGUUUUACCAAAGCCAUUUCAGUAUAUUUCGCUUCAUUGAUUUUAUGUCGAAUAUCAUCAGAUUUUCUUCCAAUUCGAACAUGAUGCCUAAACAUAGGUUCAAAGUCUUGAAUCUUGUAGCAAUAUUGCCAUGACAUCAUCCAGUAAUUUCUUUGGCCUUAGAAGAUUCAAAAAAUAGAUGAAAUAAAUUGGAACUGGUUCAAUCCAAUUUGUUUUCAAUCUCAUACAAAAAAUUACUCCUAGUAAAAUGUUCAAUGAUUCUGACCGCUGAUACUGACCAUACAAAAUUUUAUGACUUUUUUUUCGCAAUAAUUUCACUUUUUUCAUUAAUAGAUUAGUGUGAGAAAAAGAUUACUAAAAUGUUACACUAAAAUUAUCAAUCAGAAAUUCACUUUACGUGAAAUUAUUGCUGUUGGAGUUGAGUUCAGUUGAGUUCAGUUCAGUUGGUAUUCAGUUUCAACCGAAUCAUCAUCGUUUUGAUGAUUAAGAAGAAAUUGUAUUUAGUUGCCAGACCGAACAUGCAAAAUACGUUCUUAUUUACCUUCCAUUCUGCUAUCCAAAUUGUGUGAACGAUUUAGUGUAUGCAAAUUAUUGUGUGUCAGAAUCUACAGAAGGAACAAGAGAAAAAAAAACCAAGCCGAAAGCAUUUAAAGUGAAGUUAUUUAAAUAAUUAAAAUGAUUCGAUGGUUGUGUAUUUUACCGCUAUAUCUAUGGAUCACGAUCUCCUGCAAUAAACACACCUUGUACACGUAUGGGCCAUCAUCGAUAAGGCCAGACAGCGAAAGUGUUGCCGUGAACAUACUGGGAAAGCAGAAUAAAAAUCCAAAUUUAUCAAACGGUUUCAAUAUUUGGCACAUUCUUUAUAGGCUGUUUCAGAAAAUAUUUAAAGGUUUGGCAGGUGAUACGGGAUUAAGAAAUUCAGGAUCAUUUCUACAAAGACGUCUUCCUCCGAAUAUACCAUUUCCGUGCAAACGAUUUAAUCAACGCAGCGGAGCUGUACCAGAUAAUGUUCAUCAACUUCGGCCGGGAGACAUCGAUGUAGUUGCUGCGAUCGGUGAUUCAUUGACUGCGGCAACGGGAGCAAAUGCAAUUGCCCUCUUCGAAGCAAGUGUUGAUAAUCGUGGUCUAUCAUUCAGUAUUGGAGGGCAAGGAAACUACCGGACUCAUCUUACUCUUCCCAAUAUUUUGAAGGAGUUUAAUCCACGGCUAAUAGGAUUUUCGUGGAGAGAUGCAUCUAGUGUGGAUCCCGGUGCUGUUUUCAAUUUAGCCGAAGAUGUAGCAUUAACAAGUGAUAUGCCCUUUAUGGCGUAUAAACUGUUACGUCGUAUGCGGUUGGAUCGUCGAGUGAAUAUGGAGAGACAUUGGAAACUGGUUACGAUUACGGUCGGUGUGAAUGACUUUUGCUUGGAUGUUUGUCAACAGAACAUUUCACCACGGCGAAUAAGUCGAAGACAGGAAGAUAAUCUCAUUAAAACUUUACGAAUAAUUCGUGAUACAAUGCCGAGAACGUUCGUAAAUUUGGUAGCCGAACCAUUGACCAGUCUAAUCAUAUCGAUGGAUGUAAUUUUAAGCUUACCGUUUCCUUGUCGUAUCGGACGAUCGGUGCUUUGUUCAUGCCUGGAAGGAAUACGACAUUCACAGGCACGUGAUUUGUACUUGGCAUUGUUGCAAAAUUACAAGCAGAUUUUGCAGCGUGUUGCCCAUCGUGCCGAAUUCCAGCGCGAUGAUUUUACCGUUGUUUUCCAGCCGUUCGGUCUGAACGCAUCCGUAUUCAUUGAUGAUCAAACUCCGGAAAUUAGCAUCAUGGCAUACGAUUGCAUAAAUUUGAGCCAAAAGGGACAUGCAGUGUUGGCUAAUGGCCUUUUCAAUAAUAUGAUGCAGCCGUCAGGCUUGAAAACAAUAGGUCUAAGGCCAUUAUAUAAGGAAUUUGUGUGUCCGACUGAGGAAAAUCCAUAUUUAAGAACCUAUUUCAAUAGCUUUCAGGCUGUUGACUCGAUAUUUUGA